Dioszegia hungarica is the source of this 1782-nucleotide messenger RNA. RefSeq lists its product as uncharacterized. Gene Ontology annotation, molecular function: molecular adaptor activity; GTP binding; GTPase activity. The transcript has 6 exons. Gene Ontology annotation, cellular component: cytosol; septin ring; septin complex. Gene Ontology annotation, biological process: cytoskeleton-dependent cytokinesis. The record is from RefSeq and is a predicted model, not a curated record. Bases 1 to 1782 code for a protein of 593 amino acids. NCBI's taxonomy places the organism in Eukaryota, Fungi, Basidiomycota, Tremellomycetes, Tremellales, Bulleribasidiaceae.
AUGCCUCUCCUCAGUAGAAAGAAACGCCAGCCCGGACCCCGUACCAACAAGGACGGGACUCAGGGAGGUUCAGGUCAGCAGCGCGAACUCCAGCAUUCCUUGUCGCUCCCGGACCUCACGACCCCUCUUCUCGACCCCUCCUCGUGGGAGUCUAUACCUGAUUUCCCGGGCUCGAUCCCAAGUUUACCGAAUGCCAAGUCAGCCAACGGGUCUUCGCGCUCAUUAUGGCCACCAACCGGUAUCGCCGCCGCUGGCGCUGGGGGCGACCACGUGUACGCUCAAGCAGCUACAGGACCAAGGGGCCGUUCGCCUUCGCUCGUCAGUGGAGGCCCGGGGUCGCCUGCGGCGUUCCACAAACCGUUCAGUCGGUGGCAGGUCGUCAAUGAGGAGGCGGGGCCGGUGCCCCCUUUACAGUACAGAGGGGACUUUAGGAAGAGUGCAUGGAGUCGGGACAGUGGGCAGGGAAGCGUACACCCGCACUCCUAUCACACCCCGGGGGUGGGGAUGGGGUCAGGGCACCAAGCGAGGAGGCGGAAGAAGGGGAGAGUGGCGGAGAGGCUGAACGUGAUGGUUGUUGGUGGGAAGGGCGUGGGGAAGACGAGCUUUCUCGCUCUCCUACGAGAUACUUCCACAGCGACUGAGGAGGUUCAGAGCAAGCCCAUGCUCUCGCCCGUGAAGUCCUCGAAGCAGAUACAAACUCCAUCAUCCCCGACUUCCCCCGGCCCACCCAUCACGCCCUCCGACUCCCCUCUUUCCCCACCUGCCGAGUCACCGGGCCCCACAGCCCCCAGCUCGCCCAUUCAACCCACCAAAGCGCUGCCACAUCCCCAUCCGCCACUGCAGCGACCCACCCCCACCACCCGCCUCUCUUCCUCCUCCACGACCCUCGACCGACCCGCCGAGAAGCUCCAGCUCGAGUUGAUCGAUACGCCCGGCCUAGAUCUACGAGGGGACGACGGACCCGCCAUGCACGCUCGACGACGCGAGAGGGGGGUUACGGCACUGUUGAGAGUGGCGGAGGACAGGUUUGGGGAGGUAUUGAGGGAAGAAGCGAAGGUUGUCAGGCGGCAGCUGAGCGGCGGGAGUGGUCUGGUACAUUUGUAUGUGCGAGCGGCGCUUCAUCCGGUGGAGGAAGAGGUGGAUGUCGAUUGGUCCGGUCUCAGUAUCUCAGAGGUCAGCCCAGAGCAUGCGGCCGAGUUGGAAAAAAUGGAGGACUUGUGUCCGAGCGUGGCAAAGGUGGAGCUUGACAUUAUACGCCGCCUAGGCAAACGGAUGAAUGUCCUUCCUAUCUUGACACAUACCGACCAUCUCUCGAUCGCAGAACUCAGCGCCGUCAUGGAGGCAGUGAGGCGUGAUCUGGCAGAGGGACCGAGCGAGGAUGAAGGGAGGGGAUUUGGAAUGUUCGGGAUGAGGGUGGAAGAGGAUCAGAGUGGAAGGACGCCUCUGCCUCCGCUGGGUACCUCUACUGGGGGAGACGAACUGCCGAGCGACGAUCAGCCGCCCACACCUACCUCCAUCAUAUACCCACCAGGCGACGCCGGCAGCAUGCCAUACGCCAUAUUCGCUUCCUCUAGUGGAUCCGGCAACCGAGCAUACCCAUGGGGCACAGCAGACGUAGCGCAGCAUUCGGACCUGGAAGCGCUGAGGGAGGCGAUACUUGACACGCACGCUAAAGCGCUGAGGUCGACGACGAGGGAAGUACUGUAUGAGCGAUAUAGGACAGAACAGCUUCUUGCGCGCCGGGCGAAACGGGGCCUAUCGGACGAGUCGGCUGAGUCGUAG